Messenger RNA from Fusarium falciforme, 378 nucleotides. RefSeq lists its product as hypothetical. Lineage: Eukaryota; Fungi; Ascomycota; Sordariomycetes; Hypocreales; Nectriaceae. The transcript has 2 exons. The record is from RefSeq and is a predicted model, not a curated record. The coding region runs from base 1 to 378 and encodes 125 amino acids.
AUGGGCGGUUUCUACAUGCAGUAUCUCGAGAGCCUCUGCCGGCGUCGAGGAUGGACAGACCCCAUGUACGAGUGCUACCGGGACCACAGCGGCUACACUUGUCUUGUCCUGGUCAACGGCCGCGAGUACCAGACGGAUCUCGCCUACGAGUCUGACGUUCUUGCUCAGGAGAACGCCGCCAUGCGUGCCUUUAUGGUCUGUCGCAACUUCUCUGUCAACGGAGGCAUGCUGGCCCGCAACGGCAUCGUCCAGGGCCUGCCUGCUCAGGACUCGGGCCGCCGCCGCAAGAGUCGUCACACUUCAUCCCGGGACAGUGACCGCCACAGUCGACGAUCAGGUCAUCACUCGAGCAGUAGCUCGACAGCCUCGUUCGAGUAG